Molecule: messenger RNA, 2378 nt
Organism: Gaeumannomyces tritici R3-111a-1
Lineage: Eukaryota; Fungi; Ascomycota; Sordariomycetes; Magnaporthales; Magnaporthaceae
Exons: 2
Coding region: 103-2076 (657 amino acids)
Biological process (GO): sphingomyelin catabolic process
Molecular function (GO): sphingomyelin phosphodiesterase activity
Source: RefSeq, a predicted model, not a curated record
AAAAAGGGGACCAAGGCCUGCCAAGCCUGGAGGACGGUCUUGGCAUGGUCCUUGGCAACCCCCCCUGUGUUUGCCAGCCGAACUUAACCUACCCUGCAAACCAUGAGGUUCUCCACGCUCGCCCACGCCCUCGGGGUCACCCUGCCGGCGCUGUCUUCGGCCCUCACCGUCGGCGACGCCGUGGGCAGCUCGCUGGCCCACUUUGGCCGGCGCGAGCUGGCCAGGCGCGAGAGCCUGUCGGGCGUGCUCAAGGAUAUCGAGAACGUCGCCUCGUGCGCCGCCUGCAACCUCCUGCUGCUGGUGCUGCAGGCCCUCGCCCAUACGGGCAACGACAACUUCUCAAAGGCCAUCACGGCCGUCUGCCAGGCCCUGCACGUCCAGGACGCCGACGUCUGCGCCGGCGCCAUCGGGCUCGAGGGCCCCAUCCUGGCCCACGACCUGCGCACCAUGAGCAUCAACACCAAGACCUCGCAGCUCUUUUGCCUCACCGUCUUUGGCCUCUGCCAGUGGCCCGACGUCGACACUGCCAGCGCGCCCAGCCUGCCGGCCAAGCCCGCCGCCGCCGCCACCGCCGCAUCCCGCCCGGCCCCGAGCGGCCGCGAGCCGCUCAAGGUGGUGCACAUCAGCGACAUCCACGUCGACCAGAGCUACACGGCCGGCGCGAGCCGGAACUGCACCAAGAACAUCUGCUGCCGGCCCUACACGGCCGCCGACGCGCCGGGGAACAGCAGCUCCCCCGCGGGCGCCUUUGGCGACGCGCACUGCGACACGCCCGUCUCGCUCGAGGAGAGCAUGUACGCGGCCGUCGGGUCCCUCGUGCCGGGGCGCAACCUGUCCAUCUUUACCGGCGACGCCGUCGAGGGCGCCGUGUGGCUCGUCAGCAGGCCCGAGGUGACGGCGGACCUGGGCGACGCCUUUGGCCGCAUGCGCCGGCUCGGCACCACCGUGUACGCCGUGGCGGGCAACCACGACGUCGCGCCCGUCAACUCGUUCCCGCCCGCCACCGUCGACACCGACAUGUCGGCGGGCUGGGCCUACGACGCCAUGGGCGCCGGCUGGCGGGGGUGGAUCGGGCCCGACGUCGCCGCGCAGGUGUCGUCCAACUUUGGCAGCUACUCGGUCAGGGACCAGGCCACGGGCCUGCGCGUCGUCAGCCUCAACACAAACUUCUGGUACAAGCAGAACUUUUGGAUGUACGAGCGAAACAUGGAGGCCGACCCGAGCGGCAUGUUCGCCUGGCUCGUCGCCGAGCUGGCCAAGGCCGAGGCCGCCGGCGAGCGCGUCUGGCUCCUGGGACACAUGCCCAUGGGGUCUGGCGAUGCGUUUCACGAUGCAUCGUAUUACUUUGACCAAAUCAUCCAACGCUACGCUGCCACAAUCGCCGCCACCUUCUACGGCCACACCCACAAGGACCAGUUCAUGCUCGCCUACAGCGACUACAGCAACCGCUCCGCCGCCGCCGCCACCAUGGUCUCGUACAUCGCGCCCGCCCUGACCCCGACGUCGGGCAACCCGACCUUCCGCGUCUACGACGUCGACCCCGUCACCUUUGCCGUCCUCGACUACACCGUCUACUACGCCGACCUCGACGCGCCCACCUUCCAGACCGAACCUGUCUGGCAGAAGCUCUACUCGGUCAAGGAGGCCUACGGCCCGCUCGUGGGCCUGACGGAUGCCCGCGCCGAGCUGACCCCGGCAUUUUGGCACCGCCUGACCGAGGUCUUUGAGGCCGACGACGCCGUAUUCGGGCAGUACAGGGCCCGCAAGACGCGCGGCCACGAUGCCCCGUCCGCGUGCGACGCCGCCUGCAAGGCCGCCGAGAUCUGCCAGAUGCGCGCGGCCGACGCGCGCUUCAACUGCGUCGACGUCAAGCCCGGCGUCCACUUCAAGAGGGACGACGGCGGUAGCGGCGGCGGCCUGGACGCGCACGCCGCCGCGCACGACGAGUGCGACGGCGGCCAGGCCGCCCCGAUACUGAACACCGUCGCCACCUCGUCCGCGGGGCUCGAGGCCUUGAGGACCGCCAUGGUCGAGGUUCUUGGCGAGGCCUUCUUGAACCAGACCGUUGCUGCAUGAGGCGGCAAGUCCCAAACCGAAUCAAUAAUCUUGUCGACGCCCUUCAACAUGAUUUUCGUUUGUACAAAGUCCAAAAAUAUAAUUUCCAUCUCGCUUAGGCAAGAAAUAAUCCUACCCAUAAAAACAAAUCUAAACCAACCGCCUCUAGGGUAUCUUUACGCAUAUGGAUAUACUGUUUACUCGCUUCAAAAGAAACCCCCCCGCCCCCGAGAGAGCAGAGAGAACAUAACGAUAAUAAUAGAAAGAAAAAGCUUAUUUCUCGCCCGUUUUGUUCAGGGCAGCGAGCUCCAUGAUAUAUAGGC